Messenger RNA from Achroia grisella, 594 nucleotides. RefSeq lists its product as uncharacterized. The transcript has 2 exons. Bases 1 to 594 code for a protein of 197 amino acids. NCBI's taxonomy places the organism in Eukaryota, Metazoa, Arthropoda, Insecta, Lepidoptera, Pyralidae. The record is from RefSeq and is a predicted model, not a curated record.
AUGGAAUUGGAGAAAGAUAGGUCCUUAGCCUUCCUGGACAUCCUAGUUAUGGUGAGAUCUGAUGGCUCAGUUACACACACAGUAUACCGGAAACCAACACACACAGAUAGAUACCUACAUGCCUCCUCACAUCAUCACCUACGACAUUUACAAUCAGUCGUCACUACUCUCACAAACAGAGCGCAAGAUCUCUGUGCCCCUGAAUUUGUGGAACAAGAACUAUCCCACGUUCAAGAAGUACUCAAGAAAAAUGGUUACAUAAAGAGUAGAAGGCAAAAUAAGCGCGUAACAAAAGCUAAAAAACCGGAAGUGAACAGGCAGCCAGCGUACAUGACUUACUUAAGAGGAAUAACGGACAAAAUUGGAACAGCACUAAAUAAAUACUCCAUUAAGACUGUAUAUUAUCCGCCCUCAAAAGUAACGAACAAUUUACGUUCACCAAAGGAUAAGCUACCUUACGAAGCUCCAGUACGUGCUAUAUCGGAGGGAGUUACAGGAAGCCCGUGCUGCCAUGUGGAUUUAGAAUGCACGUGUGACCAGUUGCAUAUAAAUUUCACACUUAAUCCUUAUGUGGCAAUAGUUAUAAUUGCAUGA